Amaranthus tricolor (Joseph's coat) is the source of this 654-nucleotide messenger RNA. RefSeq lists its product as uncharacterized. The coding region runs from base 1 to 654 and encodes 217 amino acids. The record is from RefSeq and is a predicted model, not a curated record. The transcript has a single exon. Lineage: Eukaryota; Viridiplantae; Streptophyta; Magnoliopsida; Caryophyllales; Amaranthaceae.
AUGUCUUGUUUCAAAGGAAUUUCAUUGAUGUUAUCAUAUGCUAAUCCAAGAACUAAGCUAAUAUCAUAUGAAGGAACCACAAAGAUCAUAAAAGGGCGUAUAAAGAUCAAAGCAGGAGAAAUUAUGUUUAAAUAUCCCGAUUGUGUUAUUUGCCAUGCAGAUUCUUUUUAUCUCGGGCGUCCAAUCCCUGUCCUGGCCAUCCACGACAAUCUGGUGGCUGGCCGAACUUAUUUCAUCCUCCCUUUGGACCGACUACCAUGUGGCAGUGGACUACUCUCCGCUGCCACAUUACAAUCGCUAUCGGCGGCUCAUUCGCCUAACUGUAGCCCUAAUAUAAGUUUAUUUAGUGGUGGUAAUGAGAGCCCUUUUGAUUAUAUUAAGGAUAAAGAUGGAAGAGUAAUUAUGAUUAAGGUUGUCCCUGAGUUUAUUGCUAAGAUUAUUAAUGGUAAUAAUAGUGAUAAUAAUCAUCCUAUUUAUAAUAGUUUAUGUACAACCCCAGAGUUAAAGAAGGAAUAUGAACAUCUUGUUAGGGCUAAAGAUCAAACAUGGUCUCCAAAACUUGAGACUAUUUCUGAGGUUAAGAUUAGGGCUUCUCCUACUUCUAAACUAUUGAGAUUAGAAUGGAAAACAAACAAUAAAAAGUUCAUUAAUUAA